CCGUCGAACGCGAUCUUCCGUGCAUUCCUAGUUGAUCACCAAACAUUAGAAAACCCCGUGCAUAGAGGCUUGCGUUCCUCUUUCUCUCUUCGUGUUGCGCUGUUGACGGUAGGAGCACCUGAUUUAGAAGACCUGAGCAUCGGGUACGAAUAGUGUUCCAAUUUUAAUUGUCUGAAAAGAAGAAACUAUGCCUCUGGAGGACCGGUGUGACUAAAUCGAGUGCCCCUACUGCGCUCAAAUCACCGUGCCUACAGCAUUCACCAACCAGGCCACAGAUUGUCAUAGCUGAACCAUAUGUUCUGAUUGAACAUCUAUUUUCUUGCGAUUGACAGGGGAGGGAGACCCCCUUGCUCCUGCCCUAAAAAUAACCUGGUCAACGGUAUAGUGCACUAUAGAAUAGUUUUAUAGUCAAAAGCAGUGUACUAUAAAAUAAGUGUCAUUUCAGACGAGCUCCUGUCGUCGAUGUGCAGCUGUACUUCCUUGAUGAUGUACAGUACAGAGUCUGUGCUACAGUACAAUCCAAUUGCAUAUUUAGGUUGUGAUGCGGCCUGCACUGUGCAAUGUGCUCGGUUCAGCAUAGCGCCCCUCUUCUCUACAGCUCCCACUGCACUUACAGUCUACAGUACUGUGUGUUCCUACUCUGUACUGUGACUGAGUGGCUGUGUGUGGGACGUCUCCGCUCCUCUUUCUCUAUGCGGUUUGCCCCACAGUGCGCUUAUCCCGUUCGCACCCGUUGCUUUUACGCGCCGCUCGACGUCUGCAGGCACACACACAGUAGCACCGGUCUCUCCCCUGCACCGCACGCAACCCCAAUCGAUGGAGGUAAUACACAGCGCGGGAGUCUUUAGCACCGUUGGCAAAACUGCCUUCCUGUGUUUUUGCUGAGGUUUUCUUCCUCAAUAGGAUAAAUUAUUUUUUUGUCCUCGUUUGAUUUGGUAUCAAAAUGUGGGACAUAUCUAUUGAUUUCAGAGCAUCGUCCUUAGCGGAGAACUCGGAAUCUUAGCGGCUUGGCUGAAGGGAAUAACGGAGUAAUUCUCUCUCUCCUUCCCCCCCGUCGGAACAAGAGGAGUUUGCAUGCAAAAGGUGGUUUAUUUCGGCAAGGUAAACCUCCAUCCCCCUUCUUCCAGUAUACCACCAUGGCUGAGAAGGUCGGCCCUAAGACUCCCAUCAACCACCCAGGGGUGACUUCCCUCCCCCCAGACCCCAUCCAGAUAAUCCGCAGCAAGGCCCGCUCCAGGAGGGUUCGCGUCAAUGUCGGAGGUCUAAACCACGAGGUCCUGUGGCGGACGCUGGACCGGCUGCCCCGUACCCGCCUGGGUAAGCUUCGCGACUGCAACACCCACGAGAGCCUGAUGGAGGUCUGCGACGACUACAGCCUCCAUGAGAACGAAUACUUCUUUGACCGACACCCGGGCGCCUUCACCUCGAUCCUCAACUUCUACCGCACAGGGAAGCUGCACAUGAUGGAGGAGAUGUGCGCCCUGUCGUUCGGCCAGGAGCUCGACUACUGGGGUAUAGAUGAGAUCUACCUGGAGUCUUGCUGCCAGGCCCGGUACCACCAGAAGAAAGAACAAAUGAACGAGGAGCUGCGGAGGGAGGCGGAGACGCUGAAAGAGAGAGAGGGAGAGAUUGAGUUUGAUAACACCUGCUGCCAGGAGAAGAGGAAGAAGCUUUGGGACCUCCUGGAGAAACCCAGCUCAUCCCUGCCUGCCAAG
This is a messenger RNA of Oncorhynchus tshawytscha (Chinook salmon), 1715 nucleotides long. Its product is annotated as potassium voltage-gated channel subfamily B member 2. Gene Ontology annotation, molecular function: protein binding; delayed rectifier potassium channel activity. Gene Ontology annotation, biological process: potassium ion transmembrane transport; protein homooligomerization. The record is from RefSeq and is a predicted model, not a curated record. The annotation marks the transcript as partial. Gene Ontology annotation, cellular component: voltage-gated potassium channel complex. The transcript is spliced from 2 exons. Lineage: Eukaryota; Metazoa; Chordata; Actinopteri; Salmoniformes; Salmonidae.